Hibiscus syriacus is the source of this 398-nucleotide messenger RNA. Its product is annotated as ribulose-phosphate 3-epimerase, chloroplastic-like. Gene Ontology annotation, molecular function: metal ion binding; D-ribulose-phosphate 3-epimerase activity. The transcript has 4 exons. NCBI's taxonomy places the organism in Eukaryota, Viridiplantae, Streptophyta, Magnoliopsida, Malvales, Malvaceae. The coding region runs from base 36 to 383 and encodes 115 amino acids. The record is from RefSeq and is a predicted model, not a curated record. Gene Ontology annotation, cellular component: cytosol. Gene Ontology annotation, biological process: pentose-phosphate shunt, non-oxidative branch; carbohydrate metabolic process.
ACAAGAUAUAAUAAAAAAAAGAAGACAAGCAACAGAUGUUGACAGCUUCCUCAUUGUGUUCUUCAACUCAGAUUAAUGGCUUCGGAGGAGGACUUGGGGUUCUAAGAACUCAUGUCUCUCAACCCAACACACUUACUUUCACAAGGAGGAGAAUUUCUACAGUAGUGAAGGCAACGGCUCGAGUCGAUAAAUUCUCGAAAAGCGAUAUCAUUGUUUUUCCAUCUAUUCUCUCUGCUAAUUUCGCGAAGUUGGGGGAGCAGGUGAAAGCAGUAGAAGUGGCAGGCUGUGAUUGGAUCCAUGAUGUAAUGGAUGGCCGAUUUGUUCCUAACAUUACAAUUGGACCUCUCGUAGUUGAUGCUUUACGACCAGUAUUUGGUUUUUGAUGAUUGUGGAACCUG